UCUCCAAUCAUAAGUCGUUUCUCAGUGAGGGUUCCUAUCUGAAUUGCAUUGAGCCAUUGAUAUUUGUCUUCCUCUGCGGCAAUUUGUCUUCCUCUGCUCUCUCGCUGUAACUUUCUCGGGAAAAUUUCACACCAUCCACGUUUCACCAACGAAAGAAGAAAUUUCAGCAACUUGAGUCCACUUUAAAGAGAUAUGCAAACAUUUAGUCAGAUAGGACCGUCGGAGAUUUUCUUCAUCGCUAGAAGAGACAACCCCUGUACGAGUAUUUGCAGGGCACAGCUUUGGUUCACAGGAAGACUCCAUUUCCGACAAGACUCAUUUGGGUUUCGCUUAAAGAACAGAGUCGUCGAGUACAGCGCGAGACCUGUCCCUCCAAACCUGAUCGCAGCAGAGAAAGAAGAAGCCAAAGCCGUCCUAACCCUCUUCUUCAAGAAGCAAGGUCUCAGCAACAGCGUCUCCGUCAGGAUCAUCAACAAAUCCGAUCUCUUCAUCGACCACCUAGUCUCCAGACUCCACUCCGUUCACAAAUCCCGUUACCUCGUGGGAAGAGAGCUCACCACGCUCGAGAUACGAGACUCUCUCAUCCCUUACCUCGAACAGCUCCACGAACAACACGGCCAUCUCCUCUCUGACCUCGUCGUCAGCUUCCCCGAUCCACCACCCGAAGACAGACCAGCUUCUUCUUCUUCACCACCUCUAGCUCCACUCACAGCACCUCCUGGUCUCGCUGCAGACACUAAGAAACUAAGAGCCGUCUCUCGCGUCAGCGAGCUCGACACAGAAGGUUCUUUACGUCCUCAGACGCUCUACCUCCUCGACCUCGGCCUCAACCUCGAGCAGAUCAAAACAAUCACCCGCAAGUUCGCAGCGUUUCCUUACUACAGCCUCGAGGGAAAGAUCAAACCCGUCGUGGAGUUUCUCCUAGACCUAGGUAUCCCCAAGUCAGACAUUCCCACCAUCCUCUGCAAGAGGCCGCAGAUCUGCGGGAUAAGCCUAACCGAUAACCUCAAACCAACGAUGGCCUUCUUGGAGACGUUAGGCAUCGACAAGAACCAAUGGGCGAAGAUCAUCUACCGUUUCCCGGCCAUCUUGACUUACAGCAGGCAGAAACUCAUCUCCACCGUCGAGUUCUUGACCCAAACCGGUUUAACCGAAGAACAGAUCGGGAAGAUCUUGACUCGUUGUCCGAACAUCAUGUCCUACAGCGUGGAGGACAAGCUACGUCCCACGAUGGAGUACUUCGAGUCUCUGAACGUCGACGUGGCGGUUCUACUUCAUCGAUGUCCGCAGACGUUUGGUUUGAGCAUAGAGACGAACCUGAAGCCGGUGACUGAGUUCUUUCUGGAGAAAGGUUACGGGUUAGAUGAGAUAGGGGUGAUGAUCUCUAGAUACGGAGCUUUGUAUACUUUCAGCUUGAAGGAGAAUCUGAUGCCUAAGUGGGAUUACUUUCAGACGACGAUGGAUUAUCCCAACUCGGAGCUGGUCAAGUUUCCGCAGUUUUUCGGGUAUAGUCUCCAGGAGAGGAUCAAGCCGAGGUACGAGCUGGUGAAGAGGAGCGGGGUGAGGCUGCUGUUGAAUCAGGUUUUGUCCUUGUCCGGAGUUGAGUUCGAGAAAGUUGUUAAGAAGAAGAUGAUGAAGAAACUUGUGUCUGAUCAUCAUCAGCAAAAGUAGUAGCGAGCUGUUGUGAAGGCUUUUUUUUUUUUAGUUUUUUUAGAGCAAUAAGGAGAGUACUAAUGAUGGAUGUGAUAAAAACCAAUUCGUAAUAUUUAUUAAGCUCAUUUAUUCA
Messenger RNA from Raphanus sativus (radish), 1786 nucleotides. RefSeq names its product transcription termination factor MTERF5, chloroplastic. Lineage: Eukaryota; Viridiplantae; Streptophyta; Magnoliopsida; Brassicales; Brassicaceae. The transcript has 4 exons. Gene Ontology annotation, biological process: regulation of DNA-templated transcription. The record is from RefSeq and is a predicted model, not a curated record. The coding region runs from base 193 to 1671 and encodes 492 amino acids. Gene Ontology annotation, molecular function: double-stranded DNA binding.